Messenger RNA from Aspergillus bombycis, 1410 nucleotides. RefSeq names its product LLM class flavin-dependent oxidoreductase. Gene Ontology annotation, molecular function: oxidoreductase activity, acting on paired donors, with incorporation or reduction of molecular oxygen; monooxygenase activity. The coding region runs from base 1 to 1410 and encodes 469 amino acids. The transcript is spliced from 5 exons. Lineage: Eukaryota; Fungi; Ascomycota; Eurotiomycetes; Eurotiales; Aspergillaceae. The record is from RefSeq and is a predicted model, not a curated record.
AUGACGAAAACCUCAGAAAAGAAACCAUGGAUCCUCAAUGCCUUUGCCAUGUUUUCGCCUGGGCAUUUAUCGCCUGGGCUAUGGAAGCAUCCACAGGACCGUGCCGGUGAUUUCCUCGAUCUAUCGUAUUGGAUUGAGCUAGCCAAGGUUUUGGAGAAAGGCAAAUUCCACGGCCUGUUUCUGGCCGAUCAUCUGGGGAUCUACGAUGUGUAUAAAGGUCCGGGGAAUCGAGAGCCUGCGUUGUUAUCGGGGGCGCAAUUCCCUAUUGGGGAUCCAUUCCUCCUCAUCUCAGCGAUGGCCUCUGUAACCACAUCUCUCUCCUUCGGCAUAACCGCAUCUACAACCUACGAGACGUCGCCAUACGCACUGGCUCGCAAAUUCUCAACAUUGGAUCAUCUCACGCGCGGCCGGGUGGGAUGGAACAUCGUCACCUCAUUUCUGGAUAGUGCAGCGAAGGCAUACGGAAUGGACGAGCAGAUCCCGCACGACGAACGAUAUGCGCGAGCAGACGAGUACAUGGAGCUUACAUACAAGCUGUGGGAAGGGACAUGGCGCGAUGGGGCCGUCGUCAAGGAUCCUAAGACCGGCGUUUACAGUGAUCCUCGCCAGGUUCGUGCUAUUGAGCAUCAUGGAAAAUAUUUCAAGAGCACGGCUGCGAGCCAGUUGCCGGCUUCGAGGCAGAGGACGCCGUUGCUUUUUCAGGCGGGGGCUUCGUCCGCUGGGAAGCAAUUCGCUGCCAAACAUUCCGAGGUGAUGUUCCUACCUGGUCUGGAGCCGGAGAAAACCAAGGCCGUGGUAGAUGACAUGCGAAAACACCUGGCGGAAGUUGGCCGCCCAACGGACAGCAUUAAGUUCAUCGCGGGCAUUCUCGUGAUCGUCGACGAGACUGACGAGAAAGCCCAAGCGAAAUACGAAGAGUACUUAGCCCAAUCCGAUCUCGAAGGCGUAGCAACACUCUUCGGCGGCUGGACCAGCAGCGAUCUAUCCAAGUUCGACGACGACGAGGACUUCUCUUUCACUGCCGUUGGUGGAAUCCAGUCUUUGAUCUCGAGCUGGUCGAAAACUGUUCCCAACUCCAAUGGGCUGAAGUGGACGAAACGUCGCGUUUUGCAGGAAUUGGCGCUGGGGGGAGCCCAUCCUCGGGCUAUUGGGUCUCCGAGUACAGUGGCAGAUAUUCUGCAGAGGUGGGUUGAUGUUGCGGGUGUGGAUGGGUUUAAUUUCUCCUAUGCGGUUUCUCCGGGGACAUUUGAAGAUAUGAUUGAGUAUUUGUUUCCGGAGUUGAGGAGGAGAGGUGUUAUCUGGGAUGAUUAUGAGGUGAACGGUGGGUCGGCCAGAGAGAAUUACUUUCAGGAUGGACUUGGGUCGAGGCUGCGUGAGGGUCAUCCGGGGAGGGAGUAUACGUGGAACUGA